AGAGGCGGCCCGGGGCGCCGCGGCGAUGCUGAGCCGCCCGGGGCGGCCCCCGCUCCGCUGAGGCCGCGUGUCAGGGAGGCGGCGGCGGCGGCGGUGGCGUCCUCGCCCCGUGCCCGCCGCCAGGCCGCCGCCAUGAGCCAGAGCGCCGGCUCGCGCCUCGCCGACUCGCCGCAGCUCUCCAAGGGCUCCCUGCUCACCAUCCUGGGCAGCGCGCACGCCGAGCGCGCCAGCCUGGCCGAGUCGGGGCCGCCCCCGACGCCGCCGAGCGGCACGCCGUCGCCCGGCCCGCCGCAGCUGCCCCUGCUGGGCGCCGCCUGCCUCGAGGGCGACUGGGAGAGCCGCGAGGAGCUGCGGCUGCGCGAGCUGGAGGAGGCGCGGGCCCGCGCCGCCCAGAUGGAGAAGACCAUGCGCUGGUGGUCGGACUGCACGGCCAACUGGCGGGAGAAGUGGAGCAAGGUGCGGGCCGAGCGCAACAAGGCGCGCGAGGAGGUGCGCCAGCUGCGCCACAAGCUGGAGACGCUCACCAAGGAGCUGACGGGCCUCAAGCGGGAGCGGCAGGAGGUGCUCAACGAGAACGAGCAGCUGGGCAAGGAGGUGGCGCGCCUCAAGGGCGAGGAGGAGAAGGAGAAGGAGAUGGACAACCGGGUGGCCUCCGAGAAGGAGAGCGAGGCCGCCCCCGAGCAGGAGCCCGUGCGAGAUGUGGGCUCUGACAAGCCGGCCAAGAACAAGGAGUUUGAGCUGAUGGAAAACAUCCUGAAGAGCAAACAGGACGGGUCUGAGUGCUGGGAGCAGCGGAGCACCGUGAGCGUACGGACCUCCUUCACCCGCCAGGAGAGGAACCGCCUGCUCUGGGAGGACAUGAGUGUCAUUGAGGAGGACGCCACCAAAGUGACCGCCCUGAAGCUAAGGCUGGACGAGUCCCAGAAAGUGCUGCUCAAGGAGCGGGAGGACAAGCUGGCGCUCAGCAAGAGCAUUGAGAAGCUGGAGGGCGAGCUCAGCCAGUGGAAAAUCAAGUAUGAGGAGCUGAACAAGAACAAGCAGGAGGUGAUGAAGCAGCUGAACAUCCUGAAGGAGAUCCACCAGGACGAGCUGGGACGCAUCUCAGAGGACCUGGAAGAUGAGCUGGGCGCCCGCUCCAGCAUGGACAAGAAGCUGGCUGAGCUGCGCACGGAGAUGGAGCGACUGCAGGCAGAGAACGCGGCUGAGUGGGGCAAGCGGGAGCGCUUGGAGACCGAGAAGCUCAACCUGGAGCGGGAGAACAAGAAGCUGCGGGCACAAAUCGAGGACCUGGAGGAGGUGCUGGCUCGGAAGCGGCGUCAGACAGCCAGUGCCCUGGACACCGACCUCAAAACCAUCCAGACUGAGCUCUUCGAGAAGAACAAGGAGCUGGCUGACCUGAAGCAUGUCCACAUGAAGCUGAAGAAGCAGUACCAGGAGAAGAUGGCUGAGCUGGCCCACGCCAACCGCCGUGUGGAGCAGCAUGAAGGUGAGGUGAAGAAACUGCGCCUGAGAGUGGAGGAGCUGAAGAAGGAGCUGGCCCAAGCUGAGGAUGAGCUGGACGAGGCCCACAACCAGACGCGGAAGCUGCAGCGGUCACUGGACGAGCAGACAGAGCAGAGCGAGAACUUCCAGGUGCAGCUGGAGCACCUGCAGUCCCGGCUGCGGCGGCAGCAGAACGCCCCGCUCUUCGGGAAGAUGCGCGGCACCCGCUUUGGCCCCGACGACCCCGGAGACGGCACCAGCGACCCGGACGAGGACGAGGACCUGCAGAUCCAGGUUCCCUAGCGCCCGGGGCUGCGGCGCGAGGCGGGUCAGGUGUUCCCUGGCCGUGGCCUGGGUUUUUGCGAACUGGACCCGAGGCCGAGUGGGAUGCAAGGGCUGCCCGCGAUGGGGCCGUGCCGUGGUGGUUCUCCUCGCCCGACAAGUGCCUGCCACCACGGGGCUCGUCCCAAACCUUUGCGCCACCCAGCCUUCGCUGCAAACAGCCGCAGUCUGCCUUACGGAUGGGGAAACUGAGGCACAGAGCAGCGGGGAGGAACUUGCCCGGUCUGAUAGCCCCAAACCCGCUGCCUCUCGGCCAGCCUGCCUGUGCUCCAUCAGCCGCCGGCUCCUCUCGGGACACGGCCGUGGACACCAAAAUAAGCAUCACCUGAGUAGACCACGAGGAGGAAACGCAAGCUGGAGAGAGGAUGGAGAGAGGACCGAGCUAACCUGGACAGACCUGGUCCCUGGAGCCAGCUAGAUUGAUCCUGUCUACUUUAUAUAUAUAUAUAUAUAUAUAUAUAUAUAUAUAUAUAUAUAUAUUAUAUAUAUGUAUGUAUUUGUAUAUGUUUUCUUUUAUUAUUAUUAUAAAUAUACAGCUGAGAGGG
This is a messenger RNA of Rhea pennata, 2369 nucleotides long. RefSeq names its product coiled-coil domain containing 102A (gene CCDC102A). NCBI's taxonomy places the organism in Eukaryota, Metazoa, Chordata, Aves, Rheiformes, Rheidae. Gene Ontology annotation, cellular component: myosin complex. The transcript is spliced from 8 exons. The record is from RefSeq and is a predicted model, not a curated record. Bases 133 to 1785 code for a protein of 550 amino acids.